Molecule: messenger RNA, 1626 nt
Organism: Odocoileus virginianus texanus
Lineage: Eukaryota; Metazoa; Chordata; Mammalia; Artiodactyla; Cervidae
Gene: ZFP92
Product: ZFP92 zinc finger protein
Biological process (GO): regulation of DNA-templated transcription
Source: RefSeq, a predicted model, not a curated record
CAGAGGGACGGCCGUGCAGGACGCGCCUCCCACACGGGCUGCCCGGAGAGCGUCGCGACGCGGGUAAGUUUGGAUUUUGCGCCUCUGCGUCAGGUCACGCGGCACUCCCGCCCAGGGACACCCAGCCAACCGUCCGCGAGCCAUCCCUGUGUCCCCAAGAUGGCGGCCAUGCUCCCGACAGCCAGACCCAAGGUGCCAGUAUCUUUUGAGGAUCUUGCCGUGUACUUCACCAAGGCAGAAUGGAAUCUUCUGGAUCAUAGACAAAAGAAGCUGUACAAGCAAGUGAUGCUAGAGAAUUAUGACAAUUUGGAGUCAGUGGGAUUGUCGUUCUCCAAGCCUCAGCUGGUCAUCCAGCUAGAGCAAGGAGAGGAACCAUGGGUAGCAGAUGUCAACAGGAUCACCACAGGGAUGCAGGCAGGUGACAGGAUGAAUAGCAAGCUGACAAUUUCAAAGGAGAAUAAUUGUCCAAAAGAACUCCCAGGGGCCAAUCUUCAGGUUGGCAACAUGGGCCAGGUAGCCGGGCAGUCAGAGGAAACACUUGAGCACAGACAGAAAAGUGCCUGUUGUCCACAGACAGGUUCCAGCAGGGGUGACCCUCCUGGGGAGAAAGACCAAGGCAGCUCCCCAGGUGAGGGAAGAGAGAUGCAGGGAAGCAGCUGCGGAGGUAGGCAGGAUUUGGUUGUAAGGGAGCCGAGUUUCAAAGACAUGGAGAGGCAGUUCGUGUGUCAGCAGUGUGGGAAAUCCUUUGCCCGGAAAUCCAACCUCGUCAAACACCGAGUCAUCCAUAAUGACGAGAAGCGCUUUAAGUGUGGCGAGUGUGGGAAACUCUUUCGAUGCAACUUCUCACUCCUGGAGCACCAGCGCAUCCACAGUGGUGAGAAGCCCUAUGUAUGUGGCGAGUGUGGAAAGGCUUUCACACGUGGCUCCAACCUCAUCAAGCACCAGAUUAUCCACACUGGCGAGAAGCCCUAUAGGUGUGAUGAGUGUGGGAAACGCUUUGGGCACAACUUCACACUCAUAGAGCACCAGCGCAUCCACAGUGGCGAGCGGCCCUAUUCCUGUGAUGUGUGCGGCAAGGCCUUCAGCAGGAGCUGCAACCUCACUGAGCACCAAGGCACGCACAGCAGUGAGAAGCCCUUCAUAUGCAGCCAGUGCACAAAAUCCUUCAAGGGCAUGUCCCAGCUCAUUCACCACCAGCGUGUCCACAAGGGAGAGAAGCCAUUAUGUGGCAAGGAGUGUGGAAAGGCCUUCUGGGGGCGCUCAGGCCUCAGCCAGCACCAUGGGGUGCACACCGGUGAGAAGCCCUAUGAGUGCAGUGAGUGUGGGAAGACCUUCAGCCGGCGAUCCAACCUCUUCAAGCACCAGAUAGUGCACACUGAGGAGAGACCCUACAGGUGUCAAGAGAUGGCCCAGCUGGCUAAAGGCUCGAAGCGUGGCUCAUGUGAGUCACUCCUGGGCAUGAUCACCCCACCUUCCCGCCCCUUCUCAACCUGCUCUGUCUCCUGGACAUCCCGCCCCUACCCUGCCUCAUCCUUUGGUGCCACCAGCGGGGCCCCAGUGGCAGGUGGGCCAGCCAACGCCCCCACCAAGCCAACGGCUGAGAAGGUGCCCUCUGCCCUGAGGUGA